CUCUCUCUCUCUCUCUCCGUCUCUGUGUCUGUGUCUGUAGGGUUGCUUCCCCCUCCUCCUCUCCCGCUCGGGAAUUGCUGACGUGGUCAUGGCCUAUGCCCAGCCGCUCGCAAGCCAAGACCGCGACCUAACCCACUUGGCCACCGCCGGCCGGGCAGUCGCUGUGUCCUGCCUGAUUUCGGCCUUUUGCAAUGUGCAUUGGAAUGGUGCUCCGCCGGAGGCGGCAGCUCUUUUCUGUUGGCACCUCUCACGAACAGCCGGCUCCCCGGAGGCCCUUCGUGUAGCCGAGUUUGGGUGUCAUCUGAAGGCCUUUCCCCUGAGCCUGGCCAUCGGACAGCUGGCGAGCAUCGUUCAGGACACACCCGACGACCACUUUCAGACCGACGCCCCCUGGCCCGAGUACACCGCACUGUUGAUCGAUGUCAUGGCGGCCAUCUCGGCAGCGUGCCUGUUUGAAGAGGUCCCAGCCGCAUGUGAUCUUCCCUUCAACCACCUCCUUGCCUCAAUUGACCGGGUCCUCGGCCCGGCCGUCGGCCACGCCGGCCUUUUCCCCACGGGCGAGGACUCGCCUGGUGCGGCAUCCUUGGCCGCCCUGCUGGGAAUUCGCAUGUCGGUGGCUCGUCGCACCGGGCAUUUCCGCGAGCUCCUCGCGCGGGGGCCUCCCUCCAGCCGGCCGGCGGGCGAGGACCUGUCCUUCCGCCGACACCAGACAGAUGUGGCCUUCUUCGUGCGAUCGCUCAUCCACAUGAUCCUCGGCGACGCUCGGCCGGCCGGGCCCGAGGGGACACUGACUGAUCGUGAAGCCCUGCUUCAUGGCCGAGCCAUGGCCUUCAUCCGAAGUUUCUGGUUCUCGCCCCUCUUUCCUAUCACGCGCAGCAUCACACUGGCGGUGACGGCGGUUUAUGCGGCCAUGCUGAGCCCAGUCGGGAAAGAACCCCCCGGAGGGCCGGCACCCUCGGUGCCUCCAAGCCAAGAGCGUUGGUGGCGGGAAACUGGCGUGUCGGAUGCCGACAUCUCCACGGUCCUGGUGGAGGUGGAUCGACUGCACCGGCUCCUGGGCGCCGUACCGACGGCGACCAUGGGCUAGCGCCCGCGCCCCGAUGCCCGCCUCGUGCGUCGCGCCGUUCUCGCAAGGCUCGACCCAGGCACAAGAGCAUACACGACGCGUCCUGCCCUGUGGUCCUUUCCCCCCCC
Messenger RNA from Fonticula alba, 1194 nucleotides. RefSeq lists its product as hypothetical. The transcript is spliced from 6 exons. Lineage: Eukaryota; Rotosphaerida; Fonticulaceae. Bases 89 to 1087 code for a protein of 332 amino acids. The record is from RefSeq and is a predicted model, not a curated record.